Dioszegia hungarica is the source of this 4209-nucleotide messenger RNA. RefSeq lists its product as uncharacterized. The record is from RefSeq and is a predicted model, not a curated record. Gene Ontology annotation, cellular component: mediator complex. Bases 1 to 4209 code for a protein of 1402 amino acids. Lineage: Eukaryota; Fungi; Basidiomycota; Tremellomycetes; Tremellales; Bulleribasidiaceae. Gene Ontology annotation, molecular function: transcription coregulator activity. The transcript is spliced from 4 exons. Gene Ontology annotation, biological process: regulation of transcription by RNA polymerase II.
AUGGCCCUCUCAAGCGACAUGGAACACUACGGGACUGGCGACAAACCUGUACAAUGGCUUGUCGACCUCCCCUUCUCCCCUUCGUCGGUCAAGGUACGGCGGUUCACUUCGCCCUUCGUCCUCCCCAUCCCGCCCGCGGAAUCCUCAGCGGAUGCUAUACGUCGCGCAGCGUUCGAGGCAGUUUCAGCACACGAUGGGAAUGAUGCGCUCGAAAAGGCAUGGAGAGCCGUAAACGGUAUAGGCGCAAAUGAAGCUGGGAAGGGAGUCAUGGGAGUCCUGCGUUCCCCGUGUGCAGUGGUCACCGCUGGAGAGGGACCGCUGGCGGGGAAGCGAGAACUUUGGCUCUUCGAGAUACGAGGGCCAAACGGGUCCGCUUCGGAUCAGUAUCACAACGAGGCGCUCGAGGGCUUGACCCCUGUUCAAGGUGGAACAGAUACCUUCAAAAUCUCGGAUCUGCUGUCGUGUAGCUCGCAUGGUCGUACCAUCUCGUGCCUGGCUGCCAAGGAGGACCCUACAUCUGCCUGCGCGGUGACCUGGCAGCCUGGACGGCUGGCCAGAGCUUGGAAGCUGUUCGAAGGCGCGGUACUGGAGAAGCUCGCCUGGAGGAAUGGCCAAAGGGUCUGCGCGGGGGACAGGAGAGAUACAGCAACUCCAAGUAGUUCAGCCCCAGGACUUAAUCUCCGUCCACUCGCAACCCAACACCUCCUCCUGUCGCUGGACCUCACAUACCGUCCAUCUCGCCGGAUACGGUCCCCACCACCCCAAUCCGUCACGCUCUAUCCCUCAUAUACGAGCGCUCUGCGUGUUGCCACUUUUGACCCGUCCUCAGCCCAGUUGGAGGAUCUCGAGCGCUCUUUCACCCAAUCGUUCGGACCGAGAUGGAAGAGUCGUCAAGGCGGCGAGUCUAUCCUGAGUCAUGGAAACGGAGAGGCAAAGGUGGAGUGGGCAGUCUACUGGGUCGGUGCCACGCGUGCCACUAUCCAGCCCGCAGCGGACGGGACCGCAUCUCCAACAGCUAUCGAUGCAGCGAGACCCUCGACAUAUCAAGGCGUUCUGGUCGUCUGGCCAAACACCCUCGUCUCGCCCGGUUCCUCUGGCAGCGGCGCGUCAUCUGCCUCCAGACCCCGGAAACGCCCAAUCGCCGCUGUCACCGCCUUUCCCGAGGCAAGCGACCUGAUGGGUAUCGCUUCUGGCGUUUUCGACUUCCUCUCGGCGUACAAAGAGCCUUCUCCGCCAAAAGAGCCCAGUCCCGACUCGGACGAGCCCGUCGCAUUGGUCAAUACCGAUCUUCCUACCCCUCAGACCGGUCCGUCUGGCUCGGAGUCUACACCCAAGAUCCCCUUCGACCCAGACAUCGCGGCACCGGGCGUCGGCGUACAAGCGGGUGACAUCGGGAUGGACGAAGAUGAUGAUCUCUUUGCGUCCAAGCCGAACUCCCCUGUGCUUCGUCCUGAUCUCUUAUCACGGCCGUCAGAUGAGCCGCUGGCGGGAACAGCGGACGACUUUGACGACCUCUUCGGAGCGUCGGCUUCCCCUGAGGGCGCGCCCGCGGUGGAGCUGGACAAAGAUGUUGACAUGGAGUCGCCGAAGCCCGAGGCGAUUCCAGAGCCUCGGGGAGGAUAUGCGCAGCGAUACGAUGCGUAUGCUGGAGCGGAUGAGGCGAACGCGACGAUGAUCACGGAUGAUGAUUUCGCGUUCCUGGAUUCCCCGGCGGAUGAGGAUGACGAGGGGGAAGGGGAUCGGGAGGAGGUGAAUGAUGACCAAAGUCUGGAGGUGCCGGAGCUGGUCGAGACCGUAGAGGCUCCCGCUGCCCCUCCGAUUCUUCCAGCUGGGGAUAGCGGUGAGGGGUUGACCACCGAGGCGGGCGAGGUAAUCGAUGGCGACCAUCUGGCUGGCGUAGACACUGCCGGCGGCGACGCUGUUGCCUCUACAUUGUCGAAACCUCCGGGAUCGCCCGUGCAGGCGCCACCUCGAAGAUCAAGCGCGGUCACCGGAGCUCCGAGUCCACCCCAGCCGGAAGGGGAGAAGACCGCUGCUUCAGCGGAGCCAUCAUCAGGGCACAACCUCCGUCCACUACCUGGACCCGCUUUCCCGCCCGAUGAUCUGGUGCCCUCCAUCGUAUCCCCUCUCGACAUCGCGCGUCCCUCCACCCUCCCCAAUCCCAUCUAUACCUUCCCCACUCCCGCGCCGACACCCGAGGCGCAUAACCUCCGAGACGACCUGAUCGAGCGGCUACGGCAAGCCAAGCGGCAAAAGGGAGAUACCGACUACGCUCUGGCAUGGCACGUCGACGAUGAUCAGACGGAAGCGGAGGAGGAGUAUGAUGAUUCCGGAGCGCCGCCGACUCCGAUGUCUGAGAGCGGCACGGUGGAAGAUGAGAUCUCGGAACGAGGUGGACUGGCACGCAGAGCUGAGGAUGGGGAGACUGGGAAGGUGGUGGUAGAGUGGAAGGGACUCAGAUGCCUGGGAGCGGAGAUGCUCUGGAUGGCGGCUGAUCCGAAAGUCUGGGAGGCGGUCAGCAGGCCAUGGAACGAGGAAUGGGCGGCUGGGAUGGGCGCCUUAAUCCCUGGUCUGUCUAGGUUGCCGUCGCCGCCUACUUCGCCUGCCGGUAAGACCAAGGCGCUGGGCGAUGAUGUCGAUCUGGACCGGAUCGCUCGGGAAAUCAUCGCCAAUCGAUACUAUCGUGCCCGGGCAAGGACGCGAACUACCCGCUCGGACACCGCCUCCGGCCUUCUUGGCGCUGCACAAUCGUUAUCGGACAUCAUCACUCCUUCGCAAGGUGGGACGGAUUCGGUCGGCCAGCUGAGCACCAACUCCAGCACCAUAUUGCUGCCCUGCAAUGUCCACGCUGGGUUCGCCGGCAAUGUCAUGCGUCUGUCGAUAGCCGGUACCAAAUACUGGCGCCAGCUUGGUCUGUCGCCAGUUGGUGGCGAGAAGGAGGUGGAAGCGAUAGUCAUCACCAUAUCCGGAACGGGGUUGGAGCGAGCUGCGGCGCGGUUCAUGGCGGGGAUGAGCGCGGUAUGGGAGCAGCAUCGGCUCGGGAAGCACAUCGUCAGCGGAGAAGCAGGGGAAGGGGGAGUCCUGCAGGUCCAGGCGUCAGUUUUGGAUGCCAAGAUCCGUGAGAUCACCCGUGGCAUCAAUGCAGACACCAAUGUUGUCAUCUACCUUCUACUGGACCACGAGACUGCCAUGACCCCACUUGUCCUGCAAGUCCUUGGCCAAACCCUGCCGCAGACGGUCAUCAUCCACACUGUCCUCGCUUCGGCUAUUCAACCUCGCCAGCUGCCGGAUUUGGCUUUCGACGUCUACAAUCGUAUUCCACGUCUUCUCCAUCAGCUCCCCUCCGCCUCUCAUGCUGGCCUCGCUUCCCCGACAUACCUACAAUAUCCCUCUUUUACCCUCGCCCCGGACCAGCCACCCAAGCCGGAGCUCACCCUGCAAUGGCCUUUGCGUUCAUACGAUAUCCUCAACCGGUGGCGGUACGUACACGGGGCAUACACCUACGAUCAGGAGUCCGGGCUGGUGGCCAUGUUCAUUAUUGACGCCGAAGGGGAGAAUUACGAGGUCAAGACGUUCAGGGCGGAAGGGAUGAAGAUGUCGGAGCGGCUGGGAAAGAUCUGGAAGUUCUGUGUGGGGUUUGCAGAGAUCGCUGCUAUCGAGUGGCGAAUGACUAUGACGCGGGUAGGCUCAGCGAAGAAGGACGAGAUGGACAGUUGGGGCAGGAUUAUUGGCGGUGCGCACGUCACGCUCUUGGUCCAUGAUCCGGUCGCCUCAACUACGGAAACGACUCCACACUCGAUCAAUACCGUUCCGGUGCCCGCUCCAGUCAUCUCCGACCCAAAUACCCGGAUCUCGGACAACACCCUCGCUGCACAUACGUCUACCUUCCCUCAUCGCAUUCCACUCAUUCUCACCGGAGAAGGAGCAGGUGGAACAGCUACGGUCUACCCCACCCUCAGCUUCACCCUCACCAUCGCUACCAGCCCGUCCACGACGGCUACCGCAACCUACCACGUUAUCUCGCACAAGCCGGCGCCGGGGAAGGAGGAGGAGAAGCUGGAUGAGGUGCUGUCGAGGGAGUUCCAGCGGAUGGUAUAUCUGGGAAGGGAGCGGUUUGGGUUUAUGGACAGUGCGAUGGGGGUGCAUGUGGCUGCUGUGGAGGCGGUGGGGAAGAUUUUGGGAGAUCUUGCGUCCCAGUCAGGGGAUUGA